GUGACAUGAAGUCUUCAGCCAGAGAGACUUUUUCAGGCACUGAAGUUCAGUGGCAAGACAAAAGUCAGGAUAGAGCAGAUGACCUUGGAAUUUUUGGUAUCUGACUAAGCUCUGGGUCCUCUAUGGUGCCUGCUUUAGCCAUCAUUGAACAUUGGAACAAGUUGUUUUUAUCUUACCAUUCCACCAAGGGAAGGCUUCUCAUCCCCCUCAGUUAUUGAUGGGUUCAAGGACCAUCAGUUAUCUUCAGCCUGCUUUAGCCUGUCUGCUGAGAGAGUUUUACUGGGUUUGGUCUCUGGGCAUGCUCCAGCUUAGAGAAGCCACACGCAAAGACCCACCUCCCUUGUGAUGAAAUAAUGAAGGAGGAAUGGAGGUCUCCAAGUCCACUUCCUCAUAACUAUUCACCAAUCAGAGAAGUCUUGGGAUAUGCCAGAUAAACAUGAGAAAAAUGAAAAGGACAAAAAGUUAGUGAUCUGUAUCGAAGGCAAUAUUGCAAGUGGGAAGACAACUUGCCUGGACUACUUUUCUAAAACAGCUGACAUUGAGGUUUUGACAGAGCCGGUAUCGAAAUGGAGAAAUGUCCGUGGCCACAAUCCUCUGGGCCUGAUGUAUCAGGAUGCCUCAAAAUGGGGAUUAACUUUUCAGACUUAUGUGCAACUUACCAUGCUGGACCAACAUACGAAGCCUCGGAUUUCACCAGUGCGGAUGAUGGAGAGGUCAAUUCACAGUGCAAAAUAUAUUUUUGUAGAAAAUCUGUUUAAAAGUGGCAAGAUGCCUGAAGUGGAUUAUGUGGUCUUAUCUGAGUGGUUUGACUGGAUUGUGAAGAACAUUGAUGUUUCAGUUGAUUUAAUAGUUUAUCUCCAGACCUCUCCUGCGGCUUGUUACGAGAGAUUGAAGCUGAGAUGCAGAGAAGAAGAAAAAAUCAUUCCAUUGGAAUAUUUGGAAGCCAUCCACCAGCUGUAUGAGGAGUGGCUCAUUAAGCAAACCCUCUUCAGAGUGCCCUCUCCUGUUCUUGUGGUUGAGGCAGACCAGGACAUGCAGACAAUGUUGGAAUUCUAUGAGCAAAACCGGGACCAAAUAUUAACUGGAGGGGAGUUGAAGCAUCAUUUAUAGAACUGAGAGAAUCUGUGCGAUUGUAGUAGGGCCUGCCAGGGUGUGUCAGUGUAGCCAUGAGAAAUAACGUUUUGAGGUCCACUGAAGCAAAUUUUCUAUCGCAUCUAGUUGAAAUUAAGUGUGUGUAUGUGUAUCUCUACACCCAUGCAAAGAAUGCACUGUAGCAUACAGGAGGUGGUGAAGGGUGUACUCAUGUGUACCUGUAUAUAUUUCUAUUUUGACAUACGCAGUACCCAUGUUCACAUUUUGUAUAUAUGUAUGUCUUUGGUAAUUUAUCAUAGUGGUCCUCUGUCACCUGAGCGUCUAGUGAGUGACGUCACCCACCUGCUUUUUAGCCAAAAAAAAAAAAAAUUAGCUAGCAUCUCCCAAGAAGUAGGCCAUCUAAAGGACUACUGACAGGAGCUCUGCUAGCAGAUUUGGACCAGUUAAUCAUAAGUGAAGUUGAAUAUCAUUCAUCGUGUAAUUAAGCUCAUGCAGUCCCCACAAGUUUUUAUGGUCACAAUGCCGCUCCUGAAGACUUGGACUGCUUCUUUUCUACUGUGUGUUCUACAAUUGUAGGAAGUUUAAUAGUUGACUUUCAACCUUUGGCACUUUUACUAUCCCAAAUCCCAGGGAUUUAAUCCUCACUUUGCUUUUUGAUGACCUAGGAAUUAGCUAGGCUGGUGGAGUGAAAUUCCCCUGACAAUUCAUUCCUUGUUGGUCCAGCCUUUUGUUGUGAGCUUGGGAAUGGGGGCUUGUAUUUAUAGAGAGAAAGUCAGGGAAUGAAUGGAGAGCCAAAUGUCAUUAUUGUUCGGUAAUUUAUUUGCCAACUCAUCUAGGGAAAUAAAUAGUUAUUGGCCUUUUCUUUUUUUUCUAAACAA
This is a messenger RNA of Monodelphis domestica (gray short-tailed opossum), 1970 nucleotides long. The record is from RefSeq and is a predicted model, not a curated record. NCBI's taxonomy places the organism in Eukaryota, Metazoa, Chordata, Mammalia, Didelphimorphia, Didelphidae.